Messenger RNA from Mercurialis annua (annual mercury), 1729 nucleotides. RefSeq lists its product as uncharacterized. NCBI's taxonomy places the organism in Eukaryota, Viridiplantae, Streptophyta, Magnoliopsida, Malpighiales, Euphorbiaceae. Bases 142 to 1572 code for a protein of 476 amino acids. The record is from RefSeq and is a predicted model, not a curated record. The transcript has 7 exons.
GAUGUUCAUGCUGGACAAUAUGGUGAUGAAGAGUAGAGCCUCAUUUUUUGGAAUUGUGGUCCUAGUGGAAGAAUGUGUUAAAAGUCUGCAUUUGCUUGCCUGUGACUGAAACUGUUCUUGCUGCUGUUUAUAAGGCUUUGAAUGAUCAGCAUGUACUUCUUGAAGGCACUCUUCUUAAGCCUAACAUGGUUACUCCUGGUUCAAGUGGCCCCAAGGUCUGGCUUUCAUCCAGAUAACUUGAAACAUUUUAAGAGAAAGAAAAAUGGAAAGAAAAAUAUUGUUGAAGUGAGGUCAACAAAAAAAAUAUACUGCCACAGAUUUGCAGCCAGGCCUAAGAAUCAAAAUAGUCAAUCGACUCAUUCUUAUUCAGGAUCUAGGACUUCAAAGGAAAAAAGAACUAAAGAAAAAAGCGGUGAAGUGAAAUCCACGGGAGCAGCUCAUGCAAUUGAAGAGGAUUUAGUCGAUGAUGCUAUUGUUAGCGAAAAGCAAAGAGAACAAGAACAUCUCGAAAAGGAUACGGAGGAGCAAGAAGAAACCGAACAUCUUGAUGAGAAUAUUGAAGUACAACCGAAUGAAGAGACAAGUUCAGGAAAAGAGCCCAAAGAGAAAAGAACUAGAGGACCUACUACAUUGAGUAAGGUACACUCAAGGAGAAUGGAAGAAAGAAAACCAAUAGUUUUAAAUGUUCAUUUUCAGCCUGUUGGUCCAGAUGAUUCCACGCUCAAUGAGUUUAGUAGCUUUCUCGGUACAAUAGCUCGCAAUUCCGGACUUGCUCCUUUGAACUAUGAGAGCUGGCGUAAAGUACCUUACAAGAAGGAACUAUGGAAGUAUGUUAAGAAAAGGUACAUAGUUCCCGAGGAAGGCAAAAGAUGGGUUUUGAAAACUAUCGGGGAUAACUGGAGAGUUUAUAAAUGCAGAUUAAAGAAGAACCAUUUUUAUAAGUUCAAGACCGAUAAAUCAAGACUUGCAUCUCGUCCAUCCCAAGUACCGGAGACGCAAUUUAAGGCUCUUAUCAACUAUUGGAAUACUGAUUUUGUAAAGCGCAUUAGUGAGAUAAAUGUUGAAAAUCGGAACCAACAGAAGGAUAUGCAUACUGCAGGGCCAAAAAGUUUUGCUAGAAUAAGAAAACAAUUGCAAGAUGAAAAGGAGGAUAAGGCUGAUCCGACUUUGGCGGAAAUGUUCAUUGCCACGCGCAAGAGAAAAGCGGGACGUUCAUACAAGGAAUCAAGGGAAGAUACAACUAGCAAAAUUUCCAAAUUGCAGGAGCUCCUAAACAGUGGAAAUGAUUCUUUUUCCACUGUUAUAGGUGAGAGGCCUCCCGGUCGUGCAUUUCUGUAUGGAAGAGGGGUUACAAGAACCAAUUUGAAGAACGGAGUAGGAUGCAGUUCUUCAAUAAUUGUACCCGAAGAGCUUGUGCAAUCUAUCACGGACAAGAUAAGGAAAGAACUGAAAGAUCAAUUUGACAAGGAGAUGGCUGGGUAUAAGGCGUUACUUGAAAGUGUUAUGUCUCAAGUGAACCCGACAGUAGAUGAACCAAGUGAAAAUUCUGAUUCUGAAAGCGCUCAAUUUUGAUUGAGAGCUCCUCUAGUUAAGUACCAGUUAUGUUUUGUAGUAUAAUCGUUAUGUUUGAUGAAUACAUUUUCUUUUUGUGAUGUAAUAGAUGGAAUUUGAAUUCUAUGAAUAUUUCCGUCUUCUAAUUUUAGUAAAUAUUUUAUGUUUGUCCUUUUUA